Schizophyllum commune H4-8 is the source of this 1030-nucleotide messenger RNA. RefSeq lists its product as uncharacterized. The coding region runs from base 1 to 897 and encodes 298 amino acids. The transcript has 5 exons. NCBI's taxonomy places the organism in Eukaryota, Fungi, Basidiomycota, Agaricomycetes, Agaricales, Schizophyllaceae. The record is from RefSeq and is a predicted model, not a curated record.
AUGUCUACGCUCGUCCUGUACACCAUCCCGCCAUCCGUUUGGGCAUCUGCGGCGAGGCUUGCUAUCUACGAGCUCGGGUACGAAGACGACGUCAAAUUCAAGGACGUCAAUCUUGCCCAAGGCGAGAACUUCCAUCCUGAGUUUUUAGCAAAGAACCCCAACGGCACCCUACCCACGCUCGAGACACCCGAGGGUACGCUCACCAACACCACCGAUGUGAUCAAGUACCUCGUUGAGCAUGCGUCGAAGGAGGUGAAGACCAGCGACGUGACCCUCAUCGAGAGCCUUCACAGCGACGCGCUGGACCCCAAUUUUGCGAAGCAGAUGGCACGCACCGAAGAAGAGCUCGCCGCUAAGUCCCACGCCUUCCUCCUGGCUUUCCUUGAGGGCCGCCAGCGCGCUCUCGAAGAGCAAUCCGCUCGCCCCGAAGGCGCACCCUAUAAGGACUUCUACGACGCGAAGAAAGCAUCCAACGGAGACUUUCUUGCCAUCGUCAACGGCAGCGCUCCCUCGGACGUCAAGCAGGUGCUAUUCGACAAGGCCAAAGCGCUCCACGAAAACCUCCGGUCGUUCAUCUACGACGAGCUGCCCAGGAUACUCCCAAACCCCUGCAGCGGCAGCGACAUGCUAUGCGAGACCAGCAGCGACAUGCCAUGGGAGACAAACAGCGGCAGCGAUCAUUUUCUCGGCGGCGAUCUUCCGGGCGAGGCUGAUUUCCAUCUCGCUGCAUGGCUCGCGCGCAUUUUCUCGACAUGCGGUGCCGACGCAGCGGGGGACGCGUCGGAGAAGUCAAAGGCCGCCUUCGGAGGACAGCUGCCGCCGAGCGUUCUGGAGUACUGGAAUGCUUGGGUGGCGCGACCGAGUUGGGGAAAGGUAUAUGGCCAGGGUCUACACUGAGUGCAUGGUCCUAUGGAAGGUGCAGGGUCCAUUGGCAGGGGUCUCCAUUCAGCAAUGACAUUGUAAGGUUUUUCAUCAGGUGGGCGCAAACGCCCCUGGCUUGCAAUGAACGUUCGUCUUUGGCUAGAGUUCA